AUGGGCGCCGCCGCGUGGGCAUCGUCCCCCCUGCCGCUGCCUGUGUCUCUCUUGCUGCUGAUUCUGCCGCUCCCGGGGCUGCCCGCGGGCUCCUGGGACCCGGCGGGUUACCUGCUCUACUGCCCAUGCAUGGGGCGCUUCGGGAACCAGGCUGAUCACUUCUUGGGCUCCCUGGCUUUUGCAAAGCUGUUGAACCGCACCUUGGCUGUACCCCCUUGGAUUGAGUACCAGCAUCACAGGCCUCCCUUCACCAAUCUCCAUGUGUCCUACCAGAAGUACUUCAAGCUGGAGCCCCUCCAGGCCUACCAUCGAGUUAUCAGCCUGGAGAACUUCAUGGAAAAGCUGGCACCCACUCACUGGCCCCCCGAGAGGCGGGUGGCAUACUGCUUUGAGGUGGCAGCCCAGCGAAGCCCUGAUAAGAAGACGUGCCCCAUGAAGGAAGGAAAUCCCUUUGGCCCAUUUUGGGAUCAGUUUCAUGUGAGUUUCAACAAGUCUGAACUUUUUUCAGGCAUUUCCUUCAGUGCCUCCUACAAAGACCAGUGGAUCCAGAGAUUUUCUCCAAAGGAACAUCCAGUGCUCGCCCUGCCAGGGGCUCCGGCCCAGUUCCCCGUCCUGGAGGAACACAGGCCACUCCAGAAGUACAUGGUAUGGUCAGACGAGAUGGUGAGGACGGGAGAGGCCCACAUCCGCACCCACCUCAUCCGGCCCUACGUGGGCAUUCACCUGCGCAUUGGCUCGGACUGGAAGAAUGCCUGUGCCAUGCUGAAGGACGGGACUGCGGGCUCCCACUUCAUGGCCUCCCCACAGUGUGUGGGCUACAGCCGCAGCACGGCCGCCCCUCUCACCCUGACUAUGUGCCUUCCUGACCUGAAGGAAGUCAGACGGGCCGUGAAGCUCUGGGUGGAUGCACUGAAUGCCCAGUCAGUCUACAUCGCCACGGAUUCCGAGAGUUACGUGCCCGAGAUCCAAGAGCUCUUCAAAGGGAAGGUGAAGGUGGUGAGCCUGAAGCCUGAAGUGGCCCAGAUCGACCUGUACAUCCUUGGCCAAGCUGACCACUUUAUUGGCAACUGUGUCUCCUCCUUCACUGCCUUCGUGAAGCGGGAGCGGGACCUCCAGGGGAGGCCGUCCUCUUUCUUUGGCAUGGACAAGCCCCCUCAGCUGCGGGAUGAGUUCUGAUCCUGGCUGGAGCACAUCACCAGUCUGAGCUGGUCGCACUUGCCAGGCCUGGCAGCCAGCAGUGCUCCCAGCAUGGAUUCUCAAGAGUGCAAGCUCCUCUGCUCCCCUGCCAGAGACAGAAAAGCACCAGGGACUUCUGGAGGAGAAGGACUCCAUCUCCCAGGGCACAGGGCUUUCAGGCUCCUGGAGCCGGAGCAUCUCUGCUCCCUUUGUGCCUCCUGCUGUUUCUCCUGGGAAUUUCGCACACUGGCAAAGCAGUCCAACCGCUGUCUUUUGGUCUGCCCUGCUCUGAGCAGCCUGGGGGGCUAAUCUCUUCAGCGAUUUUUUUAUAGAGAGAGAAACAGAGAUUCUUA
Zalophus californianus (California sea lion) is the source of this 1529-nucleotide messenger RNA. RefSeq names its product protein O-fucosyltransferase 1 (gene POFUT1). The coding region runs from base 1 to 1176 and encodes 391 amino acids. Gene Ontology annotation, biological process: Notch signaling pathway; regulation of Notch signaling pathway; protein O-linked glycosylation via fucose. The transcript is spliced from 7 exons. The record is from RefSeq and is a predicted model, not a curated record. Lineage: Eukaryota; Metazoa; Chordata; Mammalia; Carnivora; Otariidae. Gene Ontology annotation, cellular component: endoplasmic reticulum. Gene Ontology annotation, molecular function: peptide-O-fucosyltransferase activity.